This is a messenger RNA of Portunus trituberculatus (swimming crab), 3910 nucleotides long. Its product is annotated as heparan sulfate glucosamine 3-O-sulfotransferase 5-like. The transcript is spliced from 6 exons. The record is from RefSeq and is a predicted model, not a curated record. NCBI's taxonomy places the organism in Eukaryota, Metazoa, Arthropoda, Malacostraca, Decapoda, Portunidae. Bases 533 to 1591 code for a protein of 352 amino acids. Gene Ontology annotation, molecular function: [heparan sulfate]-glucosamine 3-sulfotransferase activity.
GAUGCUAGUGGUGAGAGUCGUGGCGAUGCGAAAGUGGUGGCGUUUGGCAACCUUCAGUGUUGGGGGGAGAGGGGAGUGAGCUCUCUGGCCUCACUCACUCCACUUACUAAACACGUAGAAUUUGUUUGUGGGGGAGGGUCAGCAGCUAUGACGGUGGGGAAUGUAGUGUGCAGAUAACAGCUCUAUUACCGCUCUCCAUGCCACUUUCUGGGACCUGGGACACUCUUGAUGCCUGAGGAGACUGUAGGAGAAACUGCGAGGUGAGAAAACGCCCCUGUGACCUCUAAAAUCAUGAAAUAUGACCCAACGCGACUCAUUCAUGGGGGAGGUGAUUUCUUCGAACGGAAUUCCCAGUGACAUGUUUCUCCUGGGAAGCUGCUGGCCUGGAGUGGCUCGUGUGGGGUGCUGUGACUGAUGGGUGUGUGUAGUAUGUGUUCCUCGUUGUGAUGUGUCAUGGGUGUGGCUCUGGGAUAGAGGUUCCUCACUCCGUCUCCAUGAAAAGGAAUCGCCAAGGUAGAAUGGGGCAAAGGUCAUGCUUGUGAGCAGUGAGGAGAGUUACAUCCUAUGGCGUGAAGACUUAGGGAAGCCGCAGAUGGGGGGCCGUGGCGAGAACUCUUCACCCUGGAGCGCACUGCGUCGGGUGGCCCCCCUCAUGAUUCUGGCAUCCUUUAUUGUCUGCCUUGUCCUCUACUAUGUCUCUCCCAUGGGAGCUGCAGCCGUGUAUGCUCCCUCAGCAGCCUCUGAGACAACUGGGCUUGAUUCCGUCACAACAGAAGCUUACCGCAAGCGACUGCGCAUCAGGGGCACUCAGAGGCGGCUGCCCCAGGCGCUCAUCAUUGGCGUGCGGAAGUGUGGCACUCGAGCUCUGUUGGAAAUGCUGAAUCUCCACCCUCAUAUACAGAAAAAUGGAAUGGAGAUGCAUUUCUUUGACGAGGAUGACCGUUAUGCAAAUGGCCUGGAGUGGUACAGGAAAAAGAUGCCAUAUUCAUUUGACAACCAGGUCACCAUAGAGAAGACUCCCUCCUACUUCAUCUCUCGGGAAGCUCCAGCCAGAAUACGGGCCAUGAACGCCACCAUCAAGCUGCUGCUCAUAGUGAGAGAGCCAGCCACCCGGGUGGUGUCCGACUAUACCCAGAUCAUGGAGACCAAGCUGAGGAAAGGCAAGCAGGUGGCACCAUUCCACAAGAGAAUCCUCACAGUGGAUGGAGAAAUUAAUGAUGGGUUUAAAGCAAUACAAAUCAGCCAGUAUGCAGUCCAUGUCCUGCGCUGGUUGAGGGAGUUUCCCCGUGAACAAAUACACAUCAUAAACGGUGAUAACUUAAUAAGAGAUCCUUAUGCGGAGAUUAAUAAGGUGCAGCAGUUCUUAAGGCUUCCCCCAUACAUAACACCAGACAACUUCUACUUCAAUGAGACCAAAGGCUUCUAUUGUAUGCGUAACGAAACAUUCCAGAAAUGUUUAGCGGAUGCCAAGGGUCGUCCCCAUCCCUAUGUGGACCCCGCAGUCAUGUCUCAGCUGCGUAAGUUUUUUGUUCCCUUCAAUGAACAGUUUUAUGAAAUGGUUGGUCAUGACUUUGGGUGGCCCACUUCCUAACACUUCUGUUUCCCGGCGUGCUGGAAGCUUUCCUGGCCCAGGGCUUGGCUGCUGUGACCCAGGCACCUGCUGGCCAUCUCAUAUUUCUUUUUUUAUCCAUAAUUAUAGUACAAUUUUAUGGUGAUACUUUAAUCUUAUUUAUGUCUGUUGCAUAAAAGGUUUUGAGCACAAGAUGUGAAGCAAGUGACAAAGUAAUUGAUUUAUUUUUAAAUGUCCUAAAUAAUAAGAAUAGGCCAGGUUUCAUUACCAAAAAAUAUGCUAUGAAUGUACUAUUGUCAUGCUGAAUGCAUCUAUUAUGAGAGUGCAUAUAUUUUAAAAUGCUGAAUUUGCUCAUUAAUUUAAUGGCUGAAUGUUAGUAUCACAUAACACGGAUUCAGCAAUCUUUAAAAAUGUGUAGAACAUAAUUUUGUAAUGUAAGCAGAGUCCACUGGAAUGAAUUUUCCCACAGCAAGGAAGAACGAGGGAGUCAUGGUCUGGGUGUCCUGUCAGGUACUUUGUUUUAACUUUCAUCAAAACCAAGACCACAAAGCAAAGAUACUUAAUUUCAUUAUAAUUAUAUCCUAGUGAUGGCCAUACAGUAAUCAUUUAUGAAACAUUAUUAUAUUAUAUUAUUGCACAUUAAAAUUGGUUCUGAGUAACACUGCUUUAAUAAAAAUUUAGAGUCCUAUCUUCUGCUUGUGACUGAAGCAGUUUGUAUAGUGAGAGAAGUAAUAAUUAAUGCUGAAACCCUCAAAAAGGACUUGAGUUUCACUGGUGAUCUUUUAAGAUGCAAUGGUUUAGAGCAACCUGUUGAAACUUGAGAAAAUUCAUUGUCAUGGGCUUCUGCUUGACAUUUAGUGCAUUAGGUCCUUGGUUAGUCAGUGUCUCAUGUGCCUCAAGUAUUGCAAGCAAGUGGAUGCAACAAAUCUCUAAACAACAUUAGAAAUGGAACAUUUUUGGAUCACAAUUUCUGCUGCAAUAUUAGUGUCACGAAAACUAAGCAUACAAAAUGCAAUUGGCUUUCGUGCAAUGUCUUGGUGGCUGCUUCUUUAAUUUUCUGAUGGGGCUUGCUCAAAUAUUCUUAUAGAAUUUUGAUCCAAAGUGUUCCCCAGUCACACUGCUUUUCUUAUGGAGUCAUUAAUACCUUCUAGAAUCAUUUUGCCAUUAUUAUAAAUCUCAAAAACAACAACUGAGCAAGGAUUCAUUUGUGCAUAUGCAAAUUUUAUGUGCUGUGUGUGUGUGUGUGUGUGUGUGUGUGUGUGUGUGUGUGUGUGUGUGUGUGUGUGUGUGUGUGUGUGUGGAUGCAUAUGUGCAAAGAUGUGGAAGAAAGUCUGAUGCACUGAGACUUUAAUGGAUGGCUAAGGACUGUUUAGCUUUAAAAUUCUCUCACUCACUAAAUGUCAUGGGUUGUCAAGUUAUUUUUUUCCCUUCACCAUACAUCUCCAGUGCACAGUUUCUCAAAAUAUUUCAUGCUAAGGCCUGGCACUAAAGGCUGAAGUGACAACUGGUACAAAGGCCAUCAAGUUAAGAUAAUCACACUCAGCAUCUCAAGACACAUCAGACAUCAAUACAACAUUAAUUUCCCUGAUGCAGCAGACAGGAGUUUUUGAAUGGGACUUUUAUAAAUAUUUAUAUUUUCAAGCAGGUUAUCUCCUUGAGAUAUACAUUAAUAAAAAUUUACCAUGCAUGGGCAACUAUGCAGAUGAAGCCAAAAAUCCGUAAAAUAGUCAUCCAAAAGUAUGCAUGUGUGAAUGAGAGGAAGAGCAUUUCAGUGCAGGUUCACUUUUAUUUUUAUUUUAUUCCUAAGCUGUAAGCACGCAUAUAAGGGAUUCAACUCUUCUCUUUCCUCUUGAAUUGCACAAUAUACAUAUAACUCUGCACCUCUUCAUGCCUCUACUGUCACUGUGGUGAGCUCUGUGUUCUGCCGCUGCUGCUGCUGCACUGCCAGGCACAGCACCAGCUGGCCAGGACUCAGGCAUUGUUGUUUCUUGUGACUGUUGUUGCCUUUCACACGGGGACAAAAGGUGAUCUUCAACUCACUCAUGCUGGCUCUUGGUAAACUCAAAGUACUUUUUUUGAAAUUUGUGCUCUUUAAAGUUGAAUCUGUUAAUCUAAAUGAUAAGAAAUUGAAAAUUAGUGCAAUCAGUUCAUUAGUGAAAUGUGAAUGAAUGCAAUAAUGACUCAUUUUCUCAUGAACUGAAAUGCUUUACACUAAAAACUAACUCAACACUUAUAAACUCACACUAAAAAUAUUUCUAACUGGAAUUAGAUUUAUUGUAGUCGUAUUUUGUAUACAACCUCAAUGUUUUAGAAUAGCAUUAAGUGACAAUAACUCAAAAA